GGAGGAAUGGCUUGCCUCCGCUAUCGAGGAGACAUCAGGACUUCUGUCAUUCCAUAGGCGUCUGCACAUCCAGUUCAUCGGGAGAUAGACACAUCUUGCUUGACGGAAGUGAUAGUGAUUGAAGCACAUGAAAAUAUUCCUUGUUUAUGAAGACGUCGGAGAAGUGAUGUGUUCAUACAUCGCUGAUGGCGGCGGCGGCGGCGGCAGUGUCCUGCGGGGGAGCCUCACAGUCACGGAGCGAAGGAGCCGCAAGAUCAGCUUAUCACGCCGCGCUCCUCUCGCCUCUCCCUUAUCCUUAUCGGCGUCGGCGGCAUCGAGCCCGGACGACGCCGUCGCCCGCGACAAUAAUACGGUUCACACGGAGAAAAACAAGAUUGUCAUGGCCGGCCCCUCCCGGCCCCCUCCCGGCCCCCUCCCGGCCCCCUCCCGGCCCCUUCCGCGCCCCGCCUCCCCCGGCCGGACGUCGCUUCUCGGCCUCUUCUCCAGGCUGCAUCGCAUGGCCUCUGCCUGACCACAUACUGCAAACUCCUCACUUUUCUUGGCCACUUAAGCGUGUGUUUUUUUUUUUCUACCUGACAUAUACUACAUGGCUACUAUGCCUGUUUCUGUACAUAAUAAAUAUCAUGAAACAAAUCGCACGUAUUAAAGAAUUAAAAUUUCGCAAAUUAAAACUACUUAAUCACA
Molecule: messenger RNA, 684 nt
Organism: Penaeus chinensis
Lineage: Eukaryota; Metazoa; Arthropoda; Malacostraca; Decapoda; Penaeidae
Exons: 2
Coding region: 128-511 (127 amino acids)
Source: RefSeq, a predicted model, not a curated record